Pistacia vera is the source of this 1164-nucleotide messenger RNA. RefSeq names its product putative receptor-like protein kinase At3g47110. The record is from RefSeq and is a predicted model, not a curated record. Bases 1 to 1164 code for a protein of 387 amino acids. Gene Ontology annotation, molecular function: protein binding. The transcript has 2 exons. Lineage: Eukaryota; Viridiplantae; Streptophyta; Magnoliopsida; Sapindales; Anacardiaceae.
AUGGAUUUUACAUAUAAUAACCUGACGGGUAACCUCCCUGAGAAUAUGUGCGAAACUCUCCCUGCUCUCCAAGGUAUUUUCUUGUCUGGUAACCUGCUUAAUGGUUCAAUACCCCAAAAUCUGUGGAAAUGCAGAGAGCUGCAGCGAAUUUCUUUAUCACUUAAUCAAUUUGAAGGAAGAAUUCCAAGAGAUAUUGGGAACUUGACGUCUGCCACUCUUCUAUCUUUUGGCCGAAACAACUUGACUGGCGGAAUACCAUACGAGAUCGGAAAUCUUCCUAAUCUACAAAUUCUGGGAGUUCAGUUUAAUAACUUAGGAGGCCUUGUCCCUGCUACUAUCUUUAACAUCUCAACAUUGAUAGAACUUGCACUUACGGACAGUAACCUUUCUGGGAAUCUUCCAUCAGGCACAGGCCUAGGACUUCCAAAUCUUGAGAGACUUUACUUGGGUAUAAAUGAUUUUAGUGGGAGAAUAACUUCCAUCACCAACGCUUCCAAGCUCACUUUUCUCGACAUGGGGACCAAUUCAUUCUCAGGCUUUAUUCCGGACACAAUAGGUGAUUCGUUAAGAAGCCUGGAGGUGUUGAGUCUAUCGGAAAAUCACUUGAGAUCUUCUACUCCAGAUUUGAACUUUCUUUCCUCGUUGACAAAUUGCAAACAGUUGAGGAUCUUACAAUUGACGGGAAAUCCCCUUGAUGGAAUCCUUCCAAAUUCCAUUGGUAAUCUUUCCCUCAAUUUGGAAUCAUUUUCAGUCGAUAAUUGCAAUAUCAGGGGCAGCAUUGCUGAAGAUAUCGGUAACUUGAACAAUUUGACAGUCCUACGUCUAGGAAUGAAUGAAUUGACUGGAUCGAUUCCCAUUACACUUGGCCGAUUGCAAAAACUCCUAGGUUUGUAUCUCGAAAGAAAUAAUCUAGAAGGCUUCAUCCCGGAUGAUCUUUGUCGUUUGAAUAAUCUAGUUGAUUUGUACUUGGGCGGUAAUAAGCUUUCUGGAUCCAUUCCUCCAUGCUUGGGUACUCUUACUACUCUAAGAGAUCUCUCAUUAGGCUCUAAUGGAUUAACCUCCAUUAUUCCCUCANAGUUGCAGUCAGUAGGUUGGGGAAGGGUUCCAUCGAUGAACCCUUUCUUAUUUUUUGUUUUCAAAGCUCGCCAGAAGUCUCUGGCCUAA